UGUGUGGAAAACAUUCAUCUUCAAGCUUCAACCCCGCACAUCACGGAAGUACUAAAGACUUAAGAUUUCCUCCAAACUUCUAGUGAAACAUGGUUAAAAAGGGAAGACCACGUAAGAUGAAAAGCAAGCGAGUGCUGGCUAAAGUUCGCUACAAGGUAGAGAAAAAGGUCAAAGAACACAGACGGAAACUGAAGAAACAGGAAAGAAAGAGUGGCAUCAAGCAGAAACCAAGAAAGGAUAUUGGUAUCCCUAAUUUAGCCCCAUUCAAAGAGAAUAUACUACGGGAGGCUCAAGACCGUAAAGCCAAGGAAGAAGAAGAGAAAAAAAGGCAAAAGGAUAAACGCUUCCAGGAAGUUAUGAAACAAAGGAAAAUAGGAGACUUGCAAACAAGUGCUGAACGUAGAGCAAAAGCAUUUGAACAAAAGCAAUCCAUAUUGGGAUCUAAAAUCUCAUCAGGAAGUCACAGUGCAAGAGAUCUGGAAACAUCUCGUAAGACAUACUACAAGGAGUUCAAGAAGGUGCUUGAGGCAUCAGAUAUAGUCAUACAGGUUAUAGAUGCAAGGGAUCCACUAGGCUCACGGUGUCCACAGCUGGAGAAAGCUGUUCUCUCCGCUGGAAUCAAUAAGAGGAUGAUUCUUCUUCUUAAUAAAAUUGAUCUUGUACCUAGUGAGAAUGUUGAGAAAUGGCUGAAGCAUUUGCGGAAUGAGUUUCCUACCGUAGCUUUCAAAGCUUCUACUCAGCUGCAGAGGCAAAACUUGUCACAAAGUAAAGUUCCAGUAACGUUGUCCACCAAAGAUUUACUGCAGUCAAGCCGCUGUCUUGGAGCUGAAACACUAAUGAAAUUACUCAACAAUUACUGUAGAAGUGCCGAUAUCAAAACAGCAGUUACUGUAGGAAUUGUUGGAUUCCCUAACGUUGGUAAAAGCAGUGUCAUCAACAGCUUGAAGAGAUCCAAAGCCUGCAAUGUUGGAUCACAGCCAGGAGUGACAAAGGCGAAGCAAGAAGUUCAACUAGCAAAGAACAUCAAGUUGCUUGAUAGUCCCGGUGUUGUUAUGGCAGCAACAAAUAGUGAAGUUGCUUUGGUAUUACGUAACUGCAUUAAGAUUGAGGCACUUGAUGACCCUAUAAGCCCAGUGCAAGCAAUAUUGAAGAGAUGUAACAAGCAACAGAUAAUGCUGCACUAUACGAUUCCAGACUUCAGUGGGGUGGAUGAGUUCUUGUGUCUAUUGGCAAAGCGACAGGGAAAGCUUAAAAAAGGAGGGAUGCCUAAUAAAGACAAAGCAGCAAGGGGUAUGCUAAUGGACUGGAACAGUGGACGUAUAUCAUUCUACACCCAUCCACCGGAGCAGCACAGGUUACCUACCCACAUUGAUGCAGCAAUAGUAACUGAAAUGGGCAAAGCUUUUGACAUUGGGUCGUUGGAACAAGAAGACAAAGAAACAUUAGGAGUUUUACCACCUGUAAGGCCUAGCAAUACAAUACUUGUAGAGUCAGCUGGACCGACACUUGGUGUAACCGAAGAUGAUAUUGCAAGUGACAAUGAAAUGGAAGAGCUUAUGGUAAGAGAAGACGAUGAGGAUGUUGAUGCUGUCCAUAAUUUGGAGGAUAAUACUGAUGUGGAAGAUAGCCAGGAACACAAAGAAGCUCAGCAUUCAGAGAUCGGGGAUGUUACUAUUUCAUUGAGUGGAGAGAUUUCAAGUGAAAGAGUGAAAUGUAAUGAUGGAUCAGUGUAUACUCAAGGAGCACAAUUCAUUGGUAAACACCAAAGUGCAGUGAAUGUUGACACCAACCAGCAUAACAAAUCUAAAAAGAAGGAAUUCAAGCAGAUGAUCAAAAAAAGGAAGAGAGCUGACAAACUGGCAACAAUUCUAUCUGAUGAGCUGACAGUGGCAAUGGAUUUUUUGGGGGAAGAUGAUGAUGAUGAUGAUGACGACUAUGAUUUCAAAAAGGACUUUAUAAAGGAAUAGCAAAUUAGCGGAAAGGUCUAGAGGAAUAUUGUCUAAUUUCAUAUCAGCAGGUACAUUAUCUAAUAUUUUGUUCAACCCAUAGAUAUCCCAUAGGUGCUUAUUUACAUACAUGUGCCUAAGCGUCUGCACAUACACUUAUUGUUUAUCUUGAAACAUGCAUCUAAUAAACAAUGUUGUCACUGACAGAAAAACUAAGUAUUAUACCAGUGAAAGGGGAAAAAAAUCUUAAUUUGAUUUUAAACUUGUCUCACUUUAUUGGUGCUAUCAUGGUUGGAAAGAAUAUUUCCUAAGCUUCAAAAUAAUACAAAACUUGUGGACAUGUACAUGUACCAUUCUAACGUACAACAUGUACAUGUACCAUUCUAA
This is a messenger RNA of Asterias rubens (European starfish), 2333 nucleotides long. RefSeq names its product guanine nucleotide-binding protein-like 3 homolog. Gene Ontology annotation, cellular component: nucleolus. Gene Ontology annotation, molecular function: GTP binding. The transcript is spliced from 15 exons. NCBI's taxonomy places the organism in Eukaryota, Metazoa, Echinodermata, Asteroidea, Forcipulatida, Asteriidae. The record is from RefSeq and is a predicted model, not a curated record. The coding region runs from base 90 to 1967 and encodes 625 amino acids.